AUGCUGAGAAGCAUCGUCCAGAAUCAGAACUAUGCCCGUCAACAGACCAGCGAGCUGCUUCCGUCGUCUUCGUCCUCUGUGUCCAUCUGCCCGCCGCGAUGGCUCAUGUAUGCUGUUAGUCUGCAGUCCCAACGUUUUCUGACCCUUCAGUUUGAGUUCCCCGCUCGUCUCUCACAUCGAAGCAAAAGCGGCUUCAACCUAUCUCUUCUGCUGAUGCUGCUGCUGCUGCUGCUGCUGCUGCUGCGCUGCACAUGUUGUUGCUUCCGCCGCUUCCAUCUCUGCAUCUUCUCCGCCCUCCCUAAACAACAUCUUCUCCACGUCGUCGUUGUUGUCAACGAUCAACCAAUCCUUGUUGCUGUCACGUCUACCAUCUCCUCCAUUGAUCGGACCAUUGGAAGCGCACCUUCAUCUCAGCAGUACGCGUACAUCAUCACUACUGCGACGCAUUCGCCCUUGCUACGUUCAGAUAGUCAGAUGUCUGGUCGACCAGGUGCACCCAUUAGCAGCAUGACGUACGGCAUGGCACCACCCAUGCAUCCGCAUCACCUCAAUCAAGGUCCUGACUCCAGCUCGCCCGUUCCUCCGCCUGCCUACGGUCAUCAGCAACAGCAGCAGCAGAUGAGCCAGUACGGCGCCUCCCAGGUCGGAUCCCAGUUCGCCUACCCGAGCCAAGGCUUCUACGGCCACCCUGCUCAGCACCACCCCAGCGAAGUCGCGUCGCAACAGCAGCAGCAUGCCGGCUACUACUCGCACCACACUUCUUCGCCUCAUAUGGACCCCAACGGUCAGCUGUACGCCGCCCACCAGAUGAACCACCCGGACAUGAUGUCCAACGGUCAAUUCCAAGGUCAUCAUCAGGACCUCUUGGCUCAUCAGCACGGCUACGCCGCCCUCCAGGGCGCCGGUCUGCGACCCAAACGCAAGCAGGUCAAGAACGCCUGCACCAACUGUCAAAAGGCCUGCAAGAAGUGCGACGAGGGUCGCCCCUGCGGUCGCUGCGUCAAGUACGGUCUCGUCGACACGUGCCAAGAUAGCGCGCGCAAGGAGAGACGUCGUGGCAUCAAGCGUGGUCCCUACAAGCGCAGAGCCACCACCGGAUCGCAGCCCACCAACCCGUCGCUCUCCGUCUCUGGUCCCAUGUCCAGCUACGGUCGCGACGGACACAUCUCGCCGUCGAGUCGAAGCGACGGUAUGCUGGGCAGCACGCCUGGUGGAGAGUCGAGCUUCUCGAGCCCAGCUUUUGGCACCCAGGUGCUGACGCCUCGUCCACCCAUGUCGCUUCAGAUGCCCAACAACACGUGGCCUUCCAGCGCCUCCAGCCCCAACGUCGAUGAUCGCGAGGGUCUGCGAGCGAGGUAUGGUCAACCCAACAACCAGUACUACGGCUACGAGCAGGACACGGGCGCCCACCACGCCUACGACCGGAGUAGUUCCGCGCCAGUGAACCAGCCCGGUUCGUUGCUCAGCCCCGUAGGUCGCUUCCCCCAAUCGGGCACGCCUCAGUCGUCCACGUCUCAGCUGCCCAGCUUGAACUCUUCCUCCAACGGAAGCUACCUUGGCGGCGUCUACGGCAAUAACGGCGCGGGACGCAUGAUCAACAACGGAUCGACUGGGUCGCUCAUCAGUCCACCGCUGCACUCUUCGGCUUCCAACGCCAGCUUCCUGUCUGCUUCUUCGGCACCCAACGGUAUCGCACACCACCGUCUGCACUCGGAUAGCAGUCUGGCUACGAUGAGUUCGACAGGUGCGAGCAGCAGCACCAUGUCACCGCGGACUCCUCUGAACGGUCCCGGUUCGGAACCUCCGCUUCUGUCGCCUUCGGGUAACAAGAUGUCGAGCUUCACUCCUCCUCAACCUACCGUUCCUAGCGCUUCGGGAACGUUCCUCCAACAGGACGCUGCUCGGCCCUUCCCCUUGAAAAUGCCCAAGGCUCCCACGCGCGGUCGUUCGGGUACCGGAAAUUCGUACCUCGACCAACAGGCUUACUACGGCCACAACCUCGCUCCCAUCAACGCCAAGGGUUCCCUUCAACAACAGCAGCCCCAACAACAGCAACAGCAACAACAACAACAGCAACAGUUCCAACGCUCGAGCCCGUACAUGGCCGUUCAGGGGUUGGCCGACGACCGUCGACAGUUCUUCAACAGUCAAGUCCCGAGGAUGGACAUGUCGCCAAAUGCGGGUAUGAUGUCGUUGAAGGCCGAGAGGGACGUCGCUGGUGCUCCUCCCGCUGCCCCUGCCGGCUCCUUGGGGCUGGCUUGA
Messenger RNA from Pseudozyma hubeiensis SY62, 2262 nucleotides. Its product is annotated as potential fungal zinc cluster transcription factor. The coding region runs from base 1 to 2262 and encodes 753 amino acids. Gene Ontology annotation, molecular function: RNA polymerase II transcription regulatory region sequence-specific DNA binding; zinc ion binding; DNA-binding transcription factor activity, RNA polymerase II-specific. Gene Ontology annotation, biological process: regulation of DNA-templated transcription; cellular response to starvation. The transcript is spliced from 2 exons. NCBI's taxonomy places the organism in Eukaryota, Fungi, Basidiomycota, Ustilaginomycetes, Ustilaginales, Ustilaginaceae. The record is from RefSeq and is a predicted model, not a curated record. Gene Ontology annotation, cellular component: nucleus.